Molecule: messenger RNA, 467 nt
Organism: Rhinichthys klamathensis goyatoka
Lineage: Eukaryota; Metazoa; Chordata; Actinopteri; Cypriniformes; Leuciscidae
Product: proliferation marker protein Ki-67-like
Exons: 3
Coding region: 177-467 (96 amino acids)
Biological process (GO): regulation of chromosome segregation; regulation of mitotic nuclear division
Cellular component (GO): chromosome; nucleus
Molecular function (GO): protein binding
Source: RefSeq, a predicted model, not a curated record
UCAAGCUCAGCCAGGACCGUGGAGUUGUAAUUGAUGAUCAAUUGAACUUCACAGACCACAUUGCUAGAACUUUUCACAUUCGGUUUUCAUUGGCAUGUGUCAAAUUUGUGACCCGUGACAGUGGAUAGACUUUUAAAAUUUUGUCUAGUUUGCUAAACAAGGUAAUUGGUUUUAAAAUGCCUUUGCUGGGGAAGAUAGUUGUGAUCGAAAGACAUGGAGAAGAUGGCACUGCAUUUCCAUUCACAGCGCCCUGUCUGUUCGGAAGGAAGCUGGACUGUGAUAUUCGUAUUCAGCUGCCGCAGGUGUCAGAUGAGCACUGUAAAAUAGAGCUGAAUGAGAACAACGAGCUCAUUUUGACCAAUUUAAGCUCUGUGAACCCCACACGUAUUAAUGGACAAGUUCUCAAUCAAUCUGAACGGUUAAAGCAUGGUGAUCUCAUCACAAUUAUUGAUCGUUCUUACAGGUGA